CAAAACCUCCCCACGCAGCACGAGCCAUCCACGUCCGCAUUCCACCAGCAGAAGCAGCACCGCAGCUCGCUACCGAUGGCGUCGCUCACCAUGAUGGCGUCCUCCUUCGCGGCCAUGGCGGCGGCGGCCGCGCCCUCCCGCCGCGGCAGCCUCGCCGUGGCCAGGGCCGCCAAGGUCGAGCGCUGCCAGCAGCAGGAGCCCGCGAGGCUGGCGGCCGCCGCCGAGGGGGCACCCGCCGAGGGCCGCCGCGCCGUGAUGCUCGCGGCGGCUGCGGCGGCCGUCGCGGCCAUCGGCGGUGCCGGCGCCGCCAUGGCGGACCCCAAGAACGGGACCCCCGAGGCGAAGAAGAAGUACGCGCCCAUCUGCGUCACCAUGCCCACCGCCAAGGUCUGCCACAACUGAGGCCGAGCACGCUGCCCGUAUAUAACGCGCGCACGGUUUGUCUCUCCUGUUGAUGAUUCUUCGAGCUUGGAUGAGACGGCUUGCUGGGCCCGGUCGCCAUGGACGGUCUCAAAGUUGUAAUACUAUUGCAAAUUCGAGGAUAAAACCGUUCCUUUUUUCGUUGCAUGCGCAUGUAUCAUAAUAUCCAGCCAUCUCGUGCUUGGCUAGCUCUGCCUUGAUUGAGCCCUUGACACUGGAUCAAAAUGGCGAUCUCUUGCUUGCUGGUCAUGCUCUGUGAGUGUAUGAACAGAGCCGUGUUCUUGGCUUUUCUGU
Molecule: messenger RNA, 714 nt
Organism: Panicum hallii
Lineage: Eukaryota; Viridiplantae; Streptophyta; Magnoliopsida; Poales; Poaceae
Product: photosystem II 5 kDa protein, chloroplastic-like
Exons: 1
Coding region: 76-402 (108 amino acids)
Source: RefSeq, a predicted model, not a curated record